Molecule: messenger RNA, 534 nt
Organism: Lactuca saligna
Lineage: Eukaryota; Viridiplantae; Streptophyta; Magnoliopsida; Asterales; Asteraceae
Source: the annotation of a GenBank genome assembly
AUGCGAGAGACAAAGGUGAAGGAGAUGAUUAGCUUUAUUAGAGACGAAGGCGGAGUGAAUCUUGGAAUUCCUGAUUUCUUGCUAUGGAAUUCGAUAUCGACUGUCGAUAAUUUUGGGGCGAAGAUACUCAAACAAACUUUGUCGGUCAUCUUUUUCAUACUCUCCAGCAAAAAAAACAUUCGUACUUUCAAGGAUGAUGAGAGAAUCAUAAAAGGUAAAAAGAUCAGUGAUGAGCUCAUCGGAUCCAUUAAAGAUUCAAAAUUCUAUAUCAUUGUUUUUUCCAAGAACUAUGCAUCUUCAUCUUGGUGCUUGGAUGAGCUUGUGAAGAUAAUGGAGUGCCAUAGGACGACAGAGCACACUGCGUACACUGUCUUCUAUGACGUGGAACCCUCGGAAGUCCGCAAACAAAGUGGGGCAGUUGGAGAAGCAUUUGCCAAGUAUGAAAUGGAAGAGGCUGAUGGGAAAUGGAGGGUGGCUCUAAAAGAAGCAGUGGACCUUGCUGGGUGGGAGUUGAAGAAGACUACUGAUGGGUAA